Molecule: messenger RNA, 1002 nt
Organism: Scaptodrosophila lebanonensis
Lineage: Eukaryota; Metazoa; Arthropoda; Insecta; Diptera; Drosophilidae
Exons: 2
Coding region: 4-684 (226 amino acids)
Source: RefSeq, a predicted model, not a curated record
GCAAUGCUUUUGUUUUUGAAAAUGCCACACGUUCGGAGUCUACACAUCAUGCCCUGCUGCUAUCACAAGCUAGCGUUGAGCGAUGCUCGUGGCAAGGCCAGUUUCGUGCACUUUCCGUUGAGUGCAGCCUUAAAAGGAGCACUGGAAGCUGGGGCUGGGGCGGUCAAUGUACACUUCAACCGGCCAUUUCUGCGACUCGCCUGUCAGCAGACAAGUGCACGUUGGCGGCACACCAGUGCUCUAGAGCAUGCCAUCCAUGGCAGGCAGAUGUUCCUGCGUGCUCUGGCGGAGGGUCUUCGGGCGGAGAAUGAAUUGCUGGUCAGACGGAAGUCUAAAGGGAGACUCACAGAGGCACUGAACUUUGAAGAUGUGCAGGAGAGCUACCAAUUGCGCUUAGAAGAGACAGCUGCGCCGUUGAGUUGGCAAUCGAAGCAUGAGCAGCACUUCCAGGAAAUAAUGGCACGCUUUGCAAACGGACAGGGCCCUCGUUUAGCGGAGGCGCUGACUUGUUUGCAGACAGCCAUGCAGAAACUCUGCGAGAAUGUGGUGCUUUUCGACCGCCUUUGCUACUUGGAGGAGGCGGCUGUGGCUCAAGGACUAAGUGUAAGAGCUCGCUAUGAGCAGCUUCUUGAUGAAAAAUUAUCACCACGCUGCUUUGUCUUGGUUGCCGAAAAGUUGACGUGAUGCGGGCUUGGAGCUUGGAGCUAGGGAUGGAGCAGAUUCGAAUACACGACCCAUGCUCUUUAAUGCAAUUAGCGCGCACUCCAGCACCUGCCUGGCCCUGAACCUGUUGUUUGCAUUUUAAAGGCGGCUGGGUAGUGUGCGACCGCUGCCUGUUGCCAUCAAUUAGAAUCAAUGCCAGCCUAGUCGCAACAAAAACAAUGCUCGACUACCAUAUUUCCAUUUUCCAUUUGUCGUUUAUGGAGUCGUUCGCUUCUUGCUCAUUACACGGCGCAUCUUCAGUGUAAUGUUUACUUUUUACAAUUUACCAGCAUAAUUAAA